Messenger RNA from Megalops cyprinoides (Indo-Pacific tarpon), 2583 nucleotides. Its product is annotated as NADH-ubiquinone oxidoreductase 75 kDa subunit, mitochondrial-like. The record is from RefSeq and is a predicted model, not a curated record. Gene Ontology annotation, cellular component: membrane. Gene Ontology annotation, biological process: ATP synthesis coupled electron transport. Lineage: Eukaryota; Metazoa; Chordata; Actinopteri; Elopiformes; Megalopidae. The transcript is spliced from 19 exons. Bases 77 to 2278 code for a protein of 733 amino acids. Gene Ontology annotation, molecular function: iron-sulfur cluster binding; NADH dehydrogenase (ubiquinone) activity.
UGUCGAAGUCGCCAUUAGUCUCUGUGGUAGAAGUGCCGCUGUUCUGGUCCAGAAGGCCAAAUAGCGAACGAGCAUCAUGCUGCGUUUGCCAACCCUUAGCCGAGCGCUGGUUGGGGUGGCCCAUUGCAAGGGCUGCCUGGCUGCUAAAAACAAUGUUCGCACUGCAGCCACAGCUGCCAGUAACAUGGUGGAGGUGUUUGUGGAUGGGAAGCCCGUAAUGGUGGAGCCAGGAACGACAGUGCUGCAGGCAUGUGAAAAGAUGGGAGUGCAGAUACCACGCUUCUGUUACCACGAACGCCUGUCUGUGGCAGGGAACUGCCGCAUGUGUCUUGUGGAGAUCGAGAGAGCACCAAAGCCUGUGGCUGCAUGUGCCAUGCCUGUCAUGAAGGGGUGGAACAUUCUGACCAACUCAGAGAAGACCAGGAAAGCCAGGGAGGGCGUGAUGGAGUUCCUGCUGGCAAAUCACCCUCUGGACUGCCCAAUCUGUGACCAAGGAGGAGAGUGUGACCUGCAGGACCAGUCGAUGAUGUUUGGUACUGACAGGAGCCGCUUCACCGAGGGGAAGAGGGCUGUGGAGGACAAGAACAUCGGCCCGCUCAUCAAGACCAUCAUGACCCGCUGCAUCCAGUGUACCCGCUGCAUCCGCUUUGCCAGCGAGAUUGCAGGUGUGGAGGACUUGGGCACCACCGGCAGGGGCAAUGACAUGCAAGUGGGCACCUACGUGGAAAAGAUGUUCAUGUCUGAGAUGUCCGGAAACGUGAUCGACGUCUGUCCUGUUGGAGCAUUGACCUCCAAGCCCUAUGCCUUCACCUCCCGCCCAUGGGAGACCAGGAAGACAGAGUCCGUCGACGUGCUGGAUGCCGUUGGCAGCAACAUUGUGGUGAGCACCAGGGGCGGAGAGGUGAUGAGGAUCCUCCCGCGCCUCAACGAGGAUGUCAACGAGGAGUGGAUCUCCGACAAGACCCGGUUUGCGUAUGAUGGGCUAAAGAGGCAGCGGCUCACUCAGCCUAUGGUGAAGAAUACCUCUGGACAGCUGGUGCCCACUUCAUGGGAGGACGUCUUGACACAAGUCGCUGGAGCACUGCAGGGAGCUCAGGGGCAGGAUUUGGCAGCCAUUGCGGGGGGUCUAGUGGAUGCAGAGGCUCUGGUUGCUCUGAAGGACCUUUUGAACCGCCUGAACAGUGACAACCUGUGCACCGAGGAAAUCUUCCCCAUGACUGGGGCGGGUUCUGACCUGCGCUCCAACUACCUGCUGAACUCCCGCAUCACUGGCAUCGAGGAGGCCGACCUGCUGCUUCUGGUCGGCACCAACCCCCGCUAUGAGGCACCACUGUUCAAUGUGCGAAUCAGGAAGAGCUGGCUCCACAAUGAGCUACAAGUGGCAUUGGUUGGGCGGAAAGUGGACCUGAGCUACACCUAUGAUCACCUUGGGGAAUCUACACAAGUGCUGCAGGAGAUUGCAGCAGGGACGCACCCCUUCUGCCAGGUUCUGGCACAGGCGAAACGCCCGGUGGUGGUAAUGGGCAGUGCGUGUCUACAGCGAGAGGACGGGGCUGCGUUGCACUCCGCAGUGUCCACCAUUGCUCUGAAUGCCCGCGCCAGCAGUGGGGUGGAGGACGGCUGGAAAGUGCUCAACGUUCUUCAUAGGGUGGCCAGUCAGGUGGCAGCACUGGACCUUGGCUACAAGCCUGGUGUGGAAGCCAUCAGAAAGAACCCUCCAAAGGUUCUCUUCCUGCUUGGGGCAGAUGCGGGAUGUAUCACCCGACAGGACCUUCCAAAGGGCAGCCUCAUCAUCUAUCAGGGACAUCACGGGGAUGUGGGGGCACCCAUGGCUGACAUCAUUAUCCCCGGAGCUGCAUACACAGAGAAGUGUGGCACCUAUGUGAACACGGAGGGGCGUGCCCAGCAGACCAGGGUGGCGGUGACUGCGCCAGGCAUGGCCAGAGAGGAUUGGAAGAUCAUUAGAGCUAUCUCUGAGCUGGCAGGUGUGACACUGCCCUACGACACCCUAGAUGAGGUGCGUGACAGACUGGCUGAGGUGUCACCCAACCUGGUGCGCUAUGAUGACGUGGAAGAGGCCAACUACUUCAAGCAGGCAAAUGAGCUGUCAAAGGCUGUGAAUCAGGCACUUCUAGCUGAGCCUCUGGUUCCUCCACAACUCGCAGUGAGAGAUUUCUACAUGACAGAUCCCAUCAGCAGAGCCUCCCAGACUAUGGCCAAGUGUGUGAAGGCCGUGACGGAAGGAGCGCAAGCAGUGGAGGAGCCGUCCAUCUGCUGAAACCCUGUCCGUAUUCUCAGACACCCGUCAGUGUCCCACACACCUUCUCUUUUCACAGACUUGUGCAGAAGCUUGCAGAACCUGCAAAUGCAGCGUGCUGUUUAUCACCUGCCAGACUCAUUCAAACCUUGCAUCACCUUGAACAGUACAGUUCAACUGUGUGAAUUCUCUGCAUAUAUCUGAGCGCUCUACUGAGAAUAAAGGUCUACUGGUUUAAAGAUGCAACUUCCAUGUUGAGUUUUGGGGGAGCAGCGUUGAUGUAGAAACAUUUAAAUGUAAUAAUAAAUAAAAACCUCUUAUUGUAA